CACACAGUCAAAGAUGGCGACUCCCAGGUUACCUCUUGCUGCUCUCUCUCUGAAACAGUUCCUCCAGAGGCAGAAGGUGUUGGGGAUCUACAGAAACAUGCUGAGGACCAUCAAGCGGGUCCCAGAUGAGUCGGACAGGAAGUACCUGAGAGACUGGGCGAGAGAUGAGUUCAAGAGGAACAGGAACGCCACAGAACAGGACGCCAUCCGGAUGAUGAUCACGCAGGCGAACAAACACCUGGAGGAGCUGCAGGGGUCUCUGGCGUUGGCGACCCUGAUCCGCUAGGAGUCCCUGCUGUGGACUUACUGAAGACACUGUGUGUGUGUGCUGGGGUAACCAUGGAAACGGGGAACCCCCUCCCCACUGUAGACUCAUCUUUAACUGGUUCUCAAGAACAGAUGAAUGGACGUUAUGGACUCUGUUUCCAUCAUGAACUGUGACCCACCAGGGAGCCAGACUCUUCUUCAUGUGUUUCACUGUGUUAUAUUUGUUAUGUAAUAAACAAGGAAACAGAAGGCAGAUUAAGAACAAA
Messenger RNA from Limanda limanda (common dab), 533 nucleotides. It is a transcript of the gene lyrm2, whose product is annotated as LYR motif containing 2. Lineage: Eukaryota; Metazoa; Chordata; Actinopteri; Pleuronectiformes; Pleuronectidae. Bases 14 to 286 code for a protein of 90 amino acids. The record is from RefSeq and is a predicted model, not a curated record. The transcript is spliced from 3 exons. Gene Ontology annotation, cellular component: mitochondrion.